UUGCUUCACAGUUUCGUGAAUUGUUUUGCUUUAUGUGUGUAUUAUUUUCUGGUGUUUGUGCUUUUAUUUUCCUUUUUUGUUUACGUACAUCUCCAAAAUAUUGGGACAGUUGCUGUUUUCGGGAGAGGGAGAGAGAGAGAGAGCGAGAGCGGAAAACAAACAAAGCAUAGCUAAAAGUUUGUUUACAUUUUACCUAUGACUAGUUUUACAAGUUAAGAAAACCCCAACAAUGCUGUUUUGGCACAUUCAUCUCUAUAUUAUCAUAGAUCUGUUCGGUCUGCAAAUGCGAACGCUUCAAGCGCUCGAUGCCAUCGAAAUAUUCAACUAUCAGACUACAAAGUUUACUUGGCCCACAUCUUUGACGCCGGAACCUGUGGGAAAUGAUCCUGCACAGGAACGAGAAUUGGAAUUGGACAGCUACUUUAAGUUCGACGAUGAUUUGACUUCCGCGAACAAUCCCCCACAGUCUCUGCACGAGGGCGCCUUCUGUCGACGCAGCUUCGAUGGUCGGAGUGGCUAUUGCAUCCUAGCCUAUCAGUGUCUUCACGUCAUUCGCGAAUAUCGCAUCCAUGGCACCAGAAUUGAUAUCUGCACCCAUCGCAGCAAUGUGCCUGUCAUCUGUUGCCCGCUGGCCGACAAGCACGUAGUGCCUCAACGCAUCAGUGCCACAAAAUGCCAGGAGUACAAUGAGGGGGCUAGGCGCUUGCAGCUCGGCGACCUGAGUCGUAGUUUCUCAGGCAAACAUUGCGUCCCCAGUGUUCCCUUGAUUGUGGGUGGAACACCCACGCGGCAUGGCCUCUUUCCGCAUAUGGCUGCCCUGGGCUGGACGCAGACCAAUGGCGACAUAAAAUGGGGCUGUGGCGGCACAAUGCUAAGUGAGCUCUAUAUUCUGACAGCAGCGCACUGCGCCACCUCGGGUAGCAAGCCUCCAGAUAUGGUUCGUCUGGGAGCCCAGCAACUGAACUCUAGCAGCGAGGGUCAGCAAGACAUUAAGAUUCUUAUUAUUAUUCUGCAUCCCAAAUAUCGCUCCUCAUCCUACUACCACGACAUUGCACUGCUUAAGCUGACAAGGCGAGCGCGGCUUUCGGAUGUGGUGCACCCGGCCUGUCUGUGGCAACUACCCGAUCUGAAAAUUAAAACGGUUGUGGCCACCGGCUGGGGACGCACUGAAUUCCUGGGCGCCAAGUCAAAUACUCUACGUCAGGUCGAGUUGGAUGUGAUUCCGCAGCAGCUAUGCAAACAGCUUUAUCGCAAGGAGCGGCGUCUGCCACGCGGCAUAAUCGAUGCACAGUUUUGUGCGGGCUUUUUGCCGGGCGGCAAGGAUACGUGCCAGGGAGACUCUGGAGGCCCGCUGCACGCCGUGUUGCCGGAAUACAAUUGUAUAGCGUUUGUCGUGGGCAUCACCUCAUUUGGAAAGUUCUGCGCGGCGCCUAACGCUCCUGGAGUCUACACAAGAACAUUCACGUACUUGGAUUGGAUUGAGAAAAUUGUAUUUAAACAGCAUUAGAACUACACUAGACACGAUUAAAUUUACAGCUAGAUAUUAUGACCGCCAAA
Molecule: messenger RNA, 1557 nt
Organism: Scaptodrosophila lebanonensis
Lineage: Eukaryota; Metazoa; Arthropoda; Insecta; Diptera; Drosophilidae
Gene: snk
Product: serine protease snake
Exons: 6
Coding region: 230-1507 (425 amino acids)
Biological process (GO): proteolysis
Molecular function (GO): serine-type endopeptidase activity
Source: RefSeq, a predicted model, not a curated record